AUGACCACCACCACGACAGGUCGCAAAACAUCCGGACAGCCGCAGCCUCUUUCAAAAUUGUCCUACGCCAAUGCAAGCUUACCACAGGACCAUAGCCGUUUACCAAGCAUUUCAGAGAGAGAAAGUUGCGGUCUGCCUACCCAGGACGUGCCCGAGGAUCCAAAGGCAGAGCCAAAUGUAGAUAGAAGCUCCGGACAACGCCAACAGGCCCAGCCACGGCUGACUAUCCGCGAACUUCGCGAACAGGCCCAGAAUAAAAUUCUGGAGCAACAUGCGAAGCAAGUACAGCAGGAGAAAGAUGGCCAACCUUCAGGCUUAGCUCAGCCAGUGCAUCACCAACAGCACAAGAAAAAGCCUUCGGUUUUUGGUGGGCUCUUUCAGAAGGAACCGUCACAGGUAGCACUGGAUCAAGUCAAGGCACAACUGAAGGCGCAGCAUGGGUCGACAAGCGCCACAAAAGUCCCCAAUGUGAGGCUUGAGCAGAUGCCCAAGCAUGUACCCAAGGUCAACUCGCGAUGGGAUGGAAUACCCGAAGGGGUCAAGAAAAGGGAGAAGGAAAGAAAGGCGAGGGAGAAGGAUCAAACCAAAUCCCCUGUCUCCGACUCGUUUUCGUUCCCUGAUUCUGGCUAUUACAGCAGAGAAGGUAAAGACAGAGAUCGAAGGCGGCGUGACAGUCGAAACUCCAGCUCCACUACAAGUUCAUUUGGCCGUGGAUCAGGCAGUUCCCAUACCAACUCAAUACGAGCUCGCUACUACGCACCAUCUGUCAAUUCGUCUGGUGAUCUGGCGCCCCAACAACGAUCUGAAUCUUCUCAUCGUCCUACAACUUUGCCUUUCGAGUCGAGUUCGGCGAGCGUGCGUUCUGAAGAUGGUGGCCCGCAUUCGCUGUCCCAAGUUGUUCCUCCACAUGCCUCCUCGACCGCGCCUCUUUCAUUGCACCAGAUGCUCCAGUCGUACCCGGAGGAUGACUGCGACGAUCCAGGCGAAGUGCAACUACCAUCCUCUGGGCCUGGAGCUCUAUGCCCACCUGCUUCUUCAAACAGUAACCGCAACUCUGUUGGUCCAGGCUUCCUAGCCGGCGAAGCACAAGAGUUCGUUUUACCAAUCAAGACGGACGACGACCUGCAACCAUUGACAAGCGAGCCAUCUCUCAAGAAUGGGAAAGCCAGCAAUAGAGCUGCACCGAAGCCGUCGUCUUCGAGCUCGCAACCUCUCCAGUCACACUCACAAGACAAAGGAAAACUGCCCAUCCGAAGCUCUAGGCAUGCCUCUGAGGAUACUUCCCAUGGCACAUCAAGUUCACGGACCAAACUGUCCAGUUCCUUCGGCCUCUUCAGCAAAGAAAAAGAACGACGCACAAAAUAG
This is a messenger RNA of Exophiala spinifera, 1365 nucleotides long. RefSeq lists its product as uncharacterized. Bases 1 to 1365 code for a protein of 454 amino acids. The record is from RefSeq and is a predicted model, not a curated record. Lineage: Eukaryota; Fungi; Ascomycota; Eurotiomycetes; Chaetothyriales; Herpotrichiellaceae. The transcript has a single exon.